Meloidogyne enterolobii is the source of this 843-nucleotide messenger RNA. The record is from the annotation of a GenBank genome assembly. Lineage: Eukaryota; Metazoa; Nematoda; Chromadorea; Rhabditida; Meloidogynidae.
UGUGGUGAAUGCUUCUAUCCGAAUAUUUGGACCAUUUUUUGUUUUAAAUUCAACUGGGAUGCAAUAAGAGGUAAAACGUGAUUUUCUGCCUCCGUACCCAUCAACUUCAAGCUCGGUUCUAUUUUUAGAUUCUUCAUUUAAGAUUCCUAGUCGCCGAGCAAAUUUUUCACAAAUUAAGGUACAGGUAGCCCCGGGAUCCAUCAAUGUGAAACCAAAAAUUCCUUCCUUAUUUGUAUUUAAAUAUUCAACAUUUUUUGUCACGAGUAAUGUUUUAACUUUUUCUCCUUUCAGGGCGAGUGAAUUGAUUUUUUCUGUUUCAUUAAAUUGGUCAUAACAGUUAACUUUUAAAGUAUUUAUUAAACAACUAAUGUCCUCCUUGUAAAAUUUUGGUUCGGAAACUGUAUGAUCAUUUGUAGUAAUUUUAUUGGUUUGAGUGUGUAUAGGGGCAGUUACUUGAUAAGUUGCUUGAGAAGUUGAUUGAAUUAGAGGUUUAUUUGUUUGUUGGUAUCUUCCGAAAUUCUCUUCCCUUAUAUUAUGGACAUUUUCGUGUUUGGACAAUGUUUUAUGACAAAUGGCGAAAUAGUGUGGUGCUGAACAAUUUUUACAUUUAAUUUUAUUAUUUUGACAGAAUUUAGAUAUAUGACCCCUUUCAAAACAUUUUAUACAUUUGCGCAUUUCUUUCAGGCGCUGGAUUCUUGCCUCCGCAUUUUGAUAUUUUUUGCAUUGCAUAGAACUAUGAUUAUCUAUUUCGCAGAAUGCACAUGGUCGUUUUUCUUUUUUUCUAUCAUUGGGAUAUUGCUUUAUCUCUGUUCUCCUAUCCCUCCAAUCCGAAUUCUUAUUUGA